GUACUAGGCCUGUGAGUUCGAAAGGACAGCAGUUUCCAGCAGACCAGAUGGCCUUCGAUCCAGUCUUCUCCGACGACGGCGAUAGCGCCGCCGCCGCCGCCUCUCGCGGCCGCUCCAUCUGCCCGCACGGCUGCGGCCGCCCGUCCCGCGUAUGCCUCUGCCCACACCUGCCCCCCUCCCCGAUCCCCACCUCCACGACCGUCGUCAUCCUCCACCACCCGCACGCCCUCCGCCGCAACCCGCUCUCCACGCUGCCCCUCCUCGAGCGCUCCCUCUCCAACCUCCACCUCCUCUCUGGCCGCCGCCUCCUCCCCUCCUCCACAACUCUCCUUCCACCUCCUUCCCCGAACGCCGUCCUCCUGCUCUACCCCUCACCCGGCGCCGCUGACCUGGCCUCCUGGUGCCGAUCCACGCCGCCCUCCGCGCGCGCCAGCCCCACCCUCCUCCUCCUCGACGGCACAUGGAGGCAGGCCAAGGAGAUGCACGCGGCAAGCCUCCCGUUUUUGUCAUCGUUGGGCGUGAUCCCCGUUGCCCUGCCCGUCGACAGCGGCGUGGACGGGGACAGCAUGUUCGAGUCGGAGCUCGUGGUGAAGAAGGAGCCGCACAAGGGAUGCAUGAGCACUAUGGAGGCAGUGGCGAGGGCGCUGCGGCUGCUGGAGCCGGAGGGGAAGGGCGAGGAGAUUGAGGAGGCAAUGCUGGGGGUGCUCCGGGCGAUGGUAGCCUUCCAGGCCGAGCAUUUGCAGAACCGGACAGUGAAGCCGAGAGUCAAGAUGAGGAAGAAGAAGGAACUCAAGAGGGAGGAUCAGCAUAGCAAUGCUAGACUGAUGUGAUCAAGGUGUCAUGGAUUCAUGUUUGCUCAUGGUGGAAUUUCUCAGCUUGGAGGCUAUCACCAAUUAACCAGAAUCAACAGUGAAGGCCUUAACCCAAAUGUUGUUUUCCAGCAGGUCAGAAUUAGUCACUCAGGACCAUAUAUGAAGAAAGGUGUGAUGACUGAAGAUCAACUUAAAAGGUAUCCACAAUGAGCUACUUCAAAUUCUACCAGGCAGAUCUUGAUUUGAAAUGAGAAACCUGAAACGACACAUCAGUUAGUCGCCGGAGUUUGAUGAGCCCAGAAAUGUGUUUGUCCUCACCACUUCCUGUAUCCCUUCAGUGGCUGUUCUUGAGUCCUACAGCACUCACCUUGGGCACCAAUAGAUGAUGCAGCAUUGUCCGAUGCAAUCAUGUCUUACCUUAGCCUUUUAGCAGUUACCCUGACAAAGUCCAUGGAAUUUAUGCCUUUCUAAAAUCUGAAAGGAUGAUCCGGUAUUAUCUGUGAAUCGCUGGAAUUUGUGUUUUUCCUGUCAGCUGUUCACGAACUUGGGAAGUAUGAAGAAUAAAAGGGCGAAAGCUGGAGAUACCUGUGGUCGGAGGCAAAUGUCCGACUUUGUAAUGAAAUGCUGAACCUGGCAAAACUAGGGCUAUGCAUAUCUGAAUAUUUGAUGCAGCCAGGUAAUAUGUUUUUUGAUAGUUCUGAUGCAAUUGGGGCCCUGUAAACAGCAGCUUUUUCUUGUGGUAUAAAUAAGUUGAUUUUGUUGCAUAUGAAAGCAAGAAAGAUUUACCCGACC
This is a messenger RNA of Panicum virgatum (switchgrass), 1604 nucleotides long. RefSeq names its product tRNA-uridine aminocarboxypropyltransferase 2-like. The record is from RefSeq and is a predicted model, not a curated record. The transcript has 3 exons. The coding region runs from base 48 to 830 and encodes 260 amino acids. NCBI's taxonomy places the organism in Eukaryota, Viridiplantae, Streptophyta, Magnoliopsida, Poales, Poaceae.